Papaver somniferum (opium poppy) is the source of this 696-nucleotide messenger RNA. RefSeq lists its product as uncharacterized. The coding region runs from base 1 to 696 and encodes 231 amino acids. The transcript has a single exon. The record is from RefSeq and is a predicted model, not a curated record. Lineage: Eukaryota; Viridiplantae; Streptophyta; Magnoliopsida; Ranunculales; Papaveraceae.
AUGUACAAAGAAGCCACUGGAAAUUUAGAAAGAAAGAAGCUGACGGAGGUCAUGAAAGAAGCGGGACAAUACCCCUUGUCUGAAAACCUAUUGAGAUUUCCAUUUCCAAGGAAGUGCUCCCUACCGAUGUUCACAACCCCGUUCACCGGAACUGGAGACGCGAUCGAUCAUCUAAGGAUGUAUCACAUGAUGCUAACCCAAUGGGAUCAUUACGACGUAGUGUUGUGUAAAUUUUUUCCGGCUAGUCUGAGAGACGAAGCCCUGAUGUGGUUCAAUAACUUUCUUAAAGGCUCGGUUGAGUCAUUUGCUCACCUAUCAGAGCUGUUUCUAGAAACAUAUAUUCACAAUAGCAGAGUCCGACCCGAAGUUGACGCGUUAUUCCAAAUAUCCCGAGGACCAAACGAGUUACUCCGAUCCCUGGUAACACGAUUGAGAAAAUUAUGCGCCGAGAUUGGGAAAGUCCCCGAAGCUUACGCAAUCUUGGGCUUCAAAAAUAGUCUUAGGAAGACAGAUCCUAUAUUCGUACGCAUGUACGAAACCAUGCCAAAUAAUUUGGGGAAGCUAAGAGAAAUCCAAGAGGACUACAUAGCCCUGGAAGAACUUCAAGAUGGUACUUACGAUAAGUCGGUGAAAGGAACUAGUAGAGGGAAAAAUGCGGUAGAACCACAGAACCCUCAGGUGCCAUCCCAAGGAUAA